This is a messenger RNA of Hippoglossus stenolepis (Pacific halibut), 2272 nucleotides long. Its product is annotated as gastrula zinc finger protein XlCGF57.1. NCBI's taxonomy places the organism in Eukaryota, Metazoa, Chordata, Actinopteri, Pleuronectiformes, Pleuronectidae. Gene Ontology annotation, molecular function: DNA-binding transcription factor activity; RNA polymerase II cis-regulatory region sequence-specific DNA binding. The transcript is spliced from 2 exons. Gene Ontology annotation, biological process: regulation of transcription by RNA polymerase II. The record is from RefSeq and is a predicted model, not a curated record. The coding region runs from base 764 to 1615 and encodes 283 amino acids.
GGUGACAUAAACGGUCAGUUUACUUAUGUUUAUUUUAAUUCAGUAAUAUGUAAACAUUGUAAUAAUAUAAUAUAUCAAAUUCCUUCUUUAGGGUAAGGGUCCUAUACAAGUCCCCCUACUUCUCUGUCUUAGUACUUUAACUUAUAAUGGAGUAUUUUUACUUUACUGUCUUGGUACUUUUACUUAUUAUUGAGUAUUUCUACUUCACUGUCUUAGUACUUUUACUUGUAAUGGAAUAUUACUUUACUGUCUUGGUACUUUUACUUCAGUGAAUGAUUCGAAUUCUUCUUCCACCACUGGUUAAGUUUAUUUUGUUGCUUAUACUUUAGUACUUAUUUAACAAGUACUUGUAACAGAGUAUUUCUACUGUGCAGUAUUAGUACUUUAGUUUCCUCGUCGUCCUCCAGUCCAGCAGGGGUCACUGUUGGGUCUGAACUCGGUGUCUUUGUUUACUUGCCGCUGGGUCUCUUUGCUCGCUCCGAGACUCAAAGUGCGCAGAAAGGAGGAACAUGUGCGCCGUGCAGCUGCUGCGGGUGUCGGUACAUGAGCGGAUCAGCGCUGCCGCUGAAGACUUUCUGCUGCAGGUGGAGAAAGGUGAAGAAACGGCUCAAGUCCCGGCGCUGAGAGCGAUGCUCACCGAGCGGCUAACGGCGGCGGCGGAGGAGAUCCUCGCGGUGUUUGAGGAAACCGUGGUGGAGUACGAAGACAGAGUGGAGCGGUCAGAGCGGGAGAUCUGCCGCCAGAGGAGGCUGCGGAUGCCGUGAUGAAGCCCGAAGUCCGGCUGCACAGAGCAGUGUGUCCUGCAGACGUCCAGCAACUGAUGGUGAAUAAAGAAGAGGCUCCCCCUGAACAGCAGCAGUGGAGCCCCCUUGUGGACCAGGAGGACCCAGAGCCCCCCCACAUUAAAGAGGAACAGGAGGAACCGUGGACCAAUCAGGAUGGACAGCAGCUUCAAGGACUGGAGGAGGCUGAUAUCAAGUUCACAUUGACUCCUGUCGCUGUGAAGAGUGAAGAAGAUGAAGAGAAACUUAAAUCGUCAAAGCUUCAUCCGAGUGAGACGAAGGAGAACAGAGCGGACUGUGGAGGACCAGAACCACCCAGGAACACAGGUCCCGAUGGACGUUUACAACCAGGUCCUGAGGACAAGACUGAAGACUCUUCUGAGACUGAAGACAGUGAGGAUGAUUGGAUGGCGACCAGGGAACCUCAGUCUGGUUUAAAUACAAGAAAUAACAAACAGCCUCUAAGUGAUAUGGGAUGUAAGACAGAUAAGAAAUCGUUUAGUUGCUCGGAGUGUGGUAAAAGAUUGAGCAGUAAGUCCGAUUUAACGACACAUUUGAGGAUUCAUACAGGAGAGAAACCGUUUAGUUGCUCUGAGUGUGGUAAAAGAUUUAACCAACAGGGCAAUCUAAAUAAACAUAUGAGGCAUCAUACAGGAGAGAAACCGUUUAGUUGCUCUGAGUGUGGUAAAAGAUUUAGAGCAAAGAGCCAGCUGAAUACACAUAAGAUAAGUCAUACAGGAGAGAAAACAUUCAGUUGCUCUGAGUGUGGUAAAAGAUUUAAGAUUCAGUCCUAUUGUACGAGACAUGUGAGGAUUCAUAAAGGAGAGAAAUGAUUCAGUUGCAACGUUUGCAACCAAUGAUUUAUUAGGAUUUAUCAGCAGAUAUUCAUAUUAUACAUAUUUAUAGUUCACUGUUGUAAAUAGACAACACUUUUUAUGUCCCUAGAACCAGGUUCAGCAACCUAAGGCACUGGCACGCGGCGCCAUAAUCAUUGGCACACAGGCGAUUUCUUAUUAAAGAAAUGUUUAAAGGUUUUGCUGUCACGCAGCCUGUAUUAUUUAGCUUGAUUGAUGUUAACACCUCCCAGCCACUAGGUGCCAGUAAUGCGCCAUAGGCUGGAUGCCAAUCGCCAUUAAAUAAUAAGAAGCCUCCCAGCCGGCGCUGCUCGCAUUUUCCCACAUGAAUCUCUGAAGUGCAGCUGUUCAGGUGUAUUGGUGAUGGCAUGCCCGCUAGCUAAAAAAACGAAGACUCGGGCAUUUCAGCCCUCAUGGGCAGAAGACUACCGCUUUGUUUUUCAUAAGGACCGUGCUGUGUGCACGUUAUGUUUUGAAAAUGUUGUUUGCCGAACGUCCAGUGCUCAGCGCCACUUUGAGACAAAGCACGAAAGAAGUUUCAAGGAUCAGGCAGACAAGGGAGAAUCAAUCAAAUGUGCAGUGUCCAGGUAUGAGAAGCAAACUCUCUCAAAGUCUUUGCCACUGCCAAAAACCAUG